Molecule: messenger RNA, 710 nt
Organism: Drosophila kikkawai
Lineage: Eukaryota; Metazoa; Arthropoda; Insecta; Diptera; Drosophilidae
Product: UPF0598 protein CG30010
Source: RefSeq, a predicted model, not a curated record
UUAUAGAAUUUAAUAACAAUGUUUAUCAGGGCCCUGAUUAUCCCAAAAAUAGUGGGUUUUACACGACCAAGCUUCCGAAAUGUUCAAUAUACUCAAGGUCAGUCGCCAGAGCCAAAAAUUCGGGAGUAUUUCUAUUACAUCGACCACGAAGGAAUGCUAUUUCUAGACGACGCCAAGAUGAAGAACUUCACCAGUUGCUUCAAGGAGAAGGACUUCCUCAAGUUCUUUUUCAACCGUGUGCGUCUGAACAAAACGAACCGAUAUCAGAGCGAUUUCCCCUAUAUCUCGCUCUGUGGACGCGAAAGGAACUUCAUCCGAUGCGAUGAUACACCGCUUGUGUUUACGGAACAACUGCAAAAGGAUGACAACGAAGUUCUUAGCUAUGCCCAUUCGGGACAGGUGCUUACCCUGCCCUACGAACCCCACAAACUGUACAUGGACCCGAGGAAUGGAAGGGUCUACCAUCCAGCAACGCCACAGGUGGGUGGCAUCGGUCUGGUACGCUCGAAGUUGGCCAUAGAACUGAGCCAGAACUUUGAGUUUCCGCCUGGACAGGCAUCUCCCACGCACUUUAUGUGGAAGGGUGAGCGCUUGAAGCUGGAGAACGACUGGGUUAGUGAGACCCAAAGGUUCCCCAUGAACGAGGAGUGUAUAUAAUUGAGUAACUUUACUUCUUUAAUAUUGAGACAACAUUACAUUUCGAAUUCCUA